Durusdinium trenchii is the source of this 2054-nucleotide messenger RNA. Lineage: Eukaryota; Dinophyceae; Suessiales; Symbiodiniaceae. The record is from the annotation of a GenBank genome assembly.
AAAAGAAGGAUCUGAACUAUCAGGCUUGGACCGGCAGAGCGCCAUUUGACGUUUGUUUGUUCGAUCAUAUUUGACAGGAGUAUGACAGGUACAGAACAAGUUGGAUAUGAUGAUAUGAUACUGUAUGAUAUGAUCUCAGAGCACAUCGCCUUUGCGAUCCUGAACAGAGUCCUGCCCCCAAUCUUGGACGUACUCAACACGGUGGUGGUUGUGGUGGUGGCAGUGCUAUGGCGGCUAUGCCUUUUGGGAGCCCCUGCCGCGAAGGGUCAGUAGAAUUCAACAGAAUCAAUGUAGACAAAUCAUUGAAGGGCUGGUGUACCGAGCAUGACUUUCGCUCACAAGUAAGCACCUGGAAGUUAGAAAUGCUGAAUCAGUUUUGGGACAGCUCCCAAUAUGUGGCCAUACCCGCAUCGACACCGCAGUUUCAGAUAUUUGGAUUGAGUCAUCUCUUUUGGUACAGGUGCGUGUGGAGAUGAGACAUGGCCUGGCGUUUCUUCCAUACUUCAUGGCGUUGGUUUUACUUAUGCCACUGGUGUGCCUUUGCCAGACAAGAGCUUAUAUAAUAACACUGCCUGCGCACUGCAGACUCAGAGUUGUCAAUUGCUUUCAAGCAUUGCUAAAUUUGUGUUUGCUUCCCUGGAUGAUAGUACAAUGGCAACAUGCACAUGUCCCAGGUUUAUGUGAUUGGUUAUGUGAAUUUAUUCAAUUCAUCUCCAUACCGUAGUCAGCCCUUUGAAUUCCUGAAUGUGAUCUCUUCACUGUCUCCGAAAGAGGCUUAUUUAAACAUUGCCUCUCAAAGAGCCUAUGGAAUUGGGGACAUAUGUGGAUGGGCCCCUGGAAUUUGUUGACUUUGAUCGUCUCGUUGCAGAACUUGUUGCACAACGAGAGAUUCCUUUUGCCGGGUGAAGCGGCAUGUUUUUAUAAUUUAUAUGUUUCCUUAUGACACCUAUAAACAGACUCAGAAUCAACUGGAAUUUGUGUCAACAUAUGUUGUGAGGAUGACCUGACCCUACUACAAAUUUGGCUAACAAAUUGGAGUAUGCAGUAUGCACUAAUUUGAUUGCCUUUUUUUUGCAACGAGCCACUGCCAGAUUGCUCAGGUGUCACAGUAACAUUCUCAGCCUUUGCACGGUUUGAGCACUUUCUCCAACUGAGUCAGGAAGUUGCGUUUGUGGCACAUUGAUCGGGAGUGGAAGAAGAAACAUAUAAUACACAGAGAUAUCAUAUCAUUUAUAUUCCUGCUUCGCACUGUAGCUGGUCAUUAGUUGUCUUUCUGCCCAGGUUUCAUUCGUCGUGGCUGGAGCAGAAGAGCCUACAGGUGAGCUUGCUGCGAGUGCCCUGGGAACUCAUGGAAUCGGCCCUCAAGAAAGCAAUCUCCAAGCCUCUCAUGAGGACAUGAACUGACUGUCUGAAUGCUGCUCCCUUGCUCGGCAGUGGUCGCACACUUCUUCCUCCGCGACUCCGAGACCAAAGCUUGGAUUGGCUGGGUGUGGCUGGCUCUUCUUCAAGCAGGGCGUAUUCUCAAUGCUGAGCCCAGACCGGGAUCUGAGAUCCACCUGUUGGACCUGUACAUAUGGUCUGGAUUUAUCUACUUUGUGCCAUUAGCCUAUCAGGCAAAGAUUGGGAAAGCCAUAGCUCAGCUUUGGCUUCUGUGGGCCGUCCCUGUUGCCUUGUUGGUCGGAUUGCCCGGGGCGGAGCCACCAUUUCCUGCCCAGUAUCCUUCGCCUGAGGUGAUGAAAAGAGCCAGGUUCUAUUUUGUAGAGUCUGUCUUCAUCCUGGCUUUUGUGACCAUUCCAUCUGCUGGAAAGCAGCACACUCUCGUCAUCCCGCAGUCUGCUGGACCGACAUUGGACUGCCUGAAUUAUUUGAGUUUGGCAGCCUUUUGCUCACACAAGGCUAUCAUCGACGUGGUCCAACAUACCUGGAGAUGACCGGCAUGACGAGGAACAGAAGGCUGUCAAACCGACUCCUUCCACAAUCCUGCGCUUUCCAAAGUGACUACUAGUGACGACAAUAGUGACUGUUUCACGGUGUGAUGAAACUCGGAGAGACCA